This is a messenger RNA of Gastrolobium bilobum, 1893 nucleotides long. Its product is annotated as probable inactive receptor kinase At4g23740. Gene Ontology annotation, molecular function: ATP binding; protein kinase activity; protein binding. Lineage: Eukaryota; Viridiplantae; Streptophyta; Magnoliopsida; Fabales; Fabaceae. The record is from RefSeq and is a predicted model, not a curated record. The transcript is spliced from 2 exons. Bases 1 to 1893 code for a protein of 630 amino acids. Gene Ontology annotation, biological process: protein phosphorylation.
AUGAGCAAGAAGCUGGGCCUCUUGUUCAUUUCUUCAGCAGCCUUCAUGAUUGGAGCAAUGUUCUUUGGUGCUGGAGCUGAACCAGUGGAAGAUAAACAAGCUUUGCUUGAUUUCCUUCACAACAUUGAUCACUCUCCUCAUCUCAACUGGCAUAAGAACUCUUCUGUAUGCAAAAACUGGACAGGAGUGACCUGCAACACUGACCAAUCAAAAGUUAUAGCUCUCCAACUACCCAGAACUGGAUUGAGUGGUCCAAUCCCACCCAACACUCUUAGUCGCCUCUUAGCACUCCAGACUGUGAGUCUUACAUCAAAUAGUAUAACUGGUUCUUUCCCUUCUGGCUUCUCUGAGAUGAAGAAUUUGACCUAUCUCUACCUCCAAUUUAACAAUUUUUCUGGUCCAUUGCCAUCAGAUUUUUCAGUUUGGCAUAAUCUUACUGUUGCCAAUUUAUCCAACAAUUCUUUUAACGGGAGCAUCCCUUCUUCAGUUUCAAAUUUGACUCAUCUCACUUCUUUAGUCCUAUCCAGCAACUCUCUUUCAGGUGAAAUUCCUGAUCUCAAUAUUCCUAGCCUGCAAGAGCUAAAUUUGGCCAACAAUAACCUUAGUGGGGUUGUGCCUAAAUCCCUUCAGAGAUUUCCAAGUUGGGCCUUUUCUGGUAACAAUCUUACCUCAACAUAUGCACUUCCUCCUGCUUUUCCUUUUCAACCCCCGAAUGCUCAUCCUAAAAGGAAAACCAAAGGACUUAGAGAACCAGCAUUAUUAGGUAUCAUCAUUGGUGGUUGUGUGCUGGGAUUUGCAGUGAUGGCAUUUUUCGUGAUUGUGUGUUGCUAUAAGAAAGGUGGUGAAGAUGGACAACCAGUGAAGUUCCAGAAAAAAGAAGUGUCUCGGAAAAAAGAAGUUUCAGAAAGUCGAGAGAAAAACAAAAUAGUCUUCUUUGAGGGUUGCAAUCUUGCAUUUGACCUUGAGGACUUGUUGAGAGCAUCUGCUGAGGUACUUGGAAAGGGCACAUUUGGUACGGUAUAUAAGGCUGCUCUAGAGGAAGCAACAACUGUGGCGGUGAAGAGGUUGAAGGAGGUUACGGUUGGAAAGCGCGAGUUUGAACAGCAAAUGGAGGUUGUGGGGAGGAUCAGACACGACAAUGUGGCUGCACUGAGGGCAUAUUACUAUUCAAAGGACGAGAAACUUAUGGUAUAUGAUUACUACGAACAGGGCAGUGUCUCUGCAAUGUUGCAUGGCAAAAGAGGAGAAGGCAGGAUUUCUUUAGACUGGGAUAGCCGUUUGAGAAUUGCAAUUGGUGCAGCAAGAGGCAUUGCUUACAUCCAUGCUCAACAUGGAGGGAAACUAAUCCAUGGAAACAUAAAAUCCUCAAACAUCUUCCUCAACUCCCAAGGUUAUGGUUGUCUAUCUGAUAUUGGUCUAGCAACAUUGAUGAGUCCAAUACCCCCACCAGCAUUGAGGGCUACAGGGUAUCGUGCAUUCGAAGUAACAGACACACGAAAAGCAACCCCAGCAUCUGAUGUCUUUAGUUUUGGGGUGCUGCUACUUGAGCUUCUAACUGGGAAAUCACCUAUGCAUGCCACAGGAGGUGAGGAGGUUGUUCACUUGGUUAGGUGGGUGAAUUCUGUUGUUAGAGAGGAAUGGACUGCAGAAGUGUUUGAUGUAGUUUUACUGAGGUAUCCAAAUAUAGAGGAAGAAAUGGUUGAGAUGCUACAAAUAGGGAUGGCAUGUGUUGUGAGAAUACCAGAUCAGAGACCAAAAAUGGAAGAGGUGGUGAGAAUGGUGGAGGAAAUUCGUCGAGUAAAUACUGAAAAUCGACCAUCCACAGAAUCUAGAUCAGAAGGUUCUACUCCAACCCCUUAUGCAAUUGAGACACCUUCUACAUGUCUUCCAUAG